Cinara cedri is the source of this 1211-nucleotide messenger RNA. The record is from the annotation of a GenBank genome assembly. NCBI's taxonomy places the organism in Eukaryota, Metazoa, Arthropoda, Insecta, Hemiptera, Aphididae.
UAUAGCUAACUAAGAUAAGGUUUACCUAGACAAAAUUUAUGGUAAGAUGGUAGAUUGAAGAAUAAAUAGAUGGAGUAAAAAAUGCCCAAACCAUACAGCGAGGACUUGCGAGAACGUGUUUUCAAGGUUAUUGAUGAAAAAAAAAUGUCCAUGAAAAAAAUAGGUGAAACAUUUAAACUCAGUAUAAAAACAAUAUAUUUAUGGCGAAAAAGAAGGGAGGAAACUGGAAGCAUAAAGCCAGCAUCUGGUUAUCAAACAGGUCAUAGGAGCAAGAUUAAAGAUAUGGGCAGUUUUUUCAAAUUUCUACAAGAUGAACAAGAUGUUACGACUGAUAAAAUAAUAGAAAGAUUUGGCAAUAUGUGCAAAGAAACAGCAUAUAAUUAUCUAAAAAAAGCUGGCUACACAUAUAAAAAAAAACCUUCCUUUAUCAAGAGAGAGAUGAACAACGAGUUUUAUGCGUACGGAUGGGCCCCUAAAGGCAAGAGAUUAUUUGCAGAAAAGCAUGCAUUUAAGAAAAAAAGAAUUAGUAUUAUUGGAGCGCUAAAUGAUGGAAAAGUUGGUGCUCCAUGUGCAUUUGAGGGAUAUUGCAACAGUGAGCUUUUUGAAGCAUAUGUUGAAAAAAUUUUAGUGCCAACAUUAAAGCCUGGGCAAACCAUAAUUCUUGACAAUGCAAGCUUUCACAAGUCCGUAAAAAUCAGAAAAUUGAUUGAAAAAGUAGGAUGUAAAGUGCUGUUUUUGCCGCCAUAUUCACCAAAUUUGAACCCAAUUGAACAUUUUUGGUUUGCCAUAAAACACGCCGUCAGAAAAAUACUGCCAAUUUUUUCGCCAAAUAUUAACGCUGCUAUUGAUUUUAUUUUUCAAAAAUCAGGUAAACCUUAUCUUGGUUAGCUAUAGUACUUGCAAUUACAGGAACCAUAGAAUCUACCAUGUCGUGUUCUUUGACAUUCUUUUUACAUCCUUCCAAAGUGACAGGUAUUGUAGCACUGCUUGAUGACGUUGCAAUUGCUGUAACUAACGCAGGUACCAUAUUCUUCAUGCUUGUUAGCCAAUUCGUGACAUUAAACGAACUUGCAAUCCCGUAUAACAAUAUGACAUAAAGGUAGAUUACAACUAUCAUGAUGGUAAAGAUUGCAAUAUAAUCUUUAAAAACAACCAAUAAAAUUUGGUCAUGCUGUAAUUUUAAAAUAAAACCUAAUACAAAUAAAGGCAUA